This is a messenger RNA of Lytechinus variegatus (green sea urchin), 2686 nucleotides long. Its product is annotated as complement C1s subcomponent-like. The transcript has 14 exons. Gene Ontology annotation, molecular function: serine-type endopeptidase activity. NCBI's taxonomy places the organism in Eukaryota, Metazoa, Echinodermata, Echinoidea, Temnopleuroida, Toxopneustidae. Gene Ontology annotation, biological process: proteolysis. The record is from RefSeq and is a predicted model, not a curated record. The coding region runs from base 1 to 2022 and encodes 673 amino acids.
AUGAUUCAGAGGCCUAAUGGGCAAAAAUUUGGAGGGCCGGAUGCCCCAGACAUGGCUAAUGUGACCAAAUUUCUCAAAGAUUCCGAUAAUGGAGGUGACGAAAAGAUGGAGAAGCAAGAAAGCGAGGAAGGUGCAGGUCCGGUGAUGUCCGCAUUCCGGGUUACCAGUCCUGGUGCCAGUACAGAGAAGAUCGACUCUCGCUCUUACUGUCACGACGACCGCGACUUUCAACAUGGUUCCGUGGUCUACAAACUCCGUGACACUACAUUCUACAGUCAAACACAGUUGGUCGCGGGGAUCAAACGGAAGUACAGGUGUAACCGGGGCUAUGUUCUUAAAGGGAGUUCCUGGUCUACCUGUCUCGCUGCUGGAAGAUGGUCUAACGAUCCACCGACUUGCGAACCAAAGGGAUGUCCAUCAUUACGUAAGAAAGAAAACAACCUAGCAUAUGUUGGUUACACGAGAGAGAAGGGAAUAGAUGGGAGAUAUCCACAUGGCACUUCAGGGCAGGUAUUCUGUGACGCUGGUAAGAUCCUCGUAGCUGGGAAUGGUUUUACAGAAUGCAGUGCAGGAGAAUGGAUUCCUCUCAUACCGCUCUGUUAUGAUAUCGAUGUGGUAGCUCAAGGAAGAGAGGAUUAUUGUCCUAUACCUUACAUCUGGGCCGGUCAGCUCUCAUCUACUGACGUCACAGAAGGCCACGUCUCCCACGGGUUCCAGGUCGACUUCGAAUGUCUGCCGUUCGCCGAGCGGGCCUCGCCCUCCCCCAUCACGUGUAUGGGUGGCCGCUGGGAGCCCGAGGAACCUCGAUGUAUACCAAAACACUGUACAUUGCCACCGUUAACCCGAGGACUUCGGAUAGUUAACGCACCAUUAGGAGCUGUUACACCUCACAGUCAAAAUCUUACAUUAGAAUGUUCAUCAGCAUAUAUACUACAGGGUCCCCCUCAGAUUACCUGCUGGUAUGGUGACUGGGCUGGCAACAUACCAACUUGCGACCACCCUAAAACAGACCCACCGCCUACCUCACCACGUACCACCACCAUCCCUACCACCGUCGUUACCACAACGGAGGAACCGCGAGAUCUUCUACCAAGAAUACCCGGUGAAGAUUAUUCUCAAUGCGGCAAGGCGGGCGACAUCGGGCAGAAAUUGAGGGGUCGUGUGGUUGGUGGCUACGAAGCUAACGAGGCAGCCUGGCCAUGGCAAGCAGCUAUCUAUUGGCAAAGAGCUGAUGGCUCAUGGUUUUUCUUUUGCGCCGGUACGGUCAUCAACAGGGAAUGGAUCCUAUCCGCGGGACAUUGCUUCGGGUACGAUGAGGAUAUUACCAGACUUCAAGUCAAAUUAGGUCUUACAGAUCGAAUUCGAGACCAGGGUACACCGAGGGAACAGGUCUUCUCGAUCAACGGUCUCUACCUCCCCAAGGAGCACGACUUCAUCGACUUCGACUACGACAUCGCCCUCCUUCACCUAUCACAACCUGCCGUCCUGGGUCCAUACGUUAGACCGAUAUGCCUGCCUCCAGAAAUUACAAGCCCGGAUGCAAACCUAGAACGACUAGUAACUAUCAAUUCCUUUGGAAUGGUGAUUGGAUGGGGCCAUAGUAAACCUGUAGCAGUCAAUAGCAGCCAAUAUACCAUAUAUGAAGAUAUUCUUCAACAAUUACAGAUUCCUGUUCGUCCACGUCAAGCGUGCGUCAACAGCCUGCGUGACGUAGGCGAAGAUGAAACGCAAUUUACCAUUAACAUGUUCUGUGCCGGUUAUAACCGGAAACCGCUCGAUACCUGUUUCGGCGACUCCGGUGGACCGCUGAUGCGACACAUAUUCCAUCCAGUCGUCGGGCGAGACGGGAUCCAGCGAAGGCAGAAGCGGUGGGUUCAAGUUGGCAUCGUGAGCGCGGGAAAAGGCUGCGCAGUAGAAGGACAAUUUGCAUUUUACACGCACGUACCAAGACUUGUGAACUGGGUGUAUUCUGUGAUACGAUCGAACCUCACACACACAGGAACGGAGAUUGUUCAAUUAUAAGAAUGGACUCAAGAUUAUUUUAAAAACGUGGAAUGUGGUACUUUAUUGAUUAAUAUAGAUUAAUUUAAAUCAAAAGCACAGAGUUGGAAAGACAUCAUCACACUCGUAUCACGCUGAAGGUGAAAGGUCAAUGAACACUUCUACUUUCCUUUAGAAAUUUCUAAACUCUAAUAUUCUGCUGUCCUAAAUCUAGUGAUACGGUCACAUUCAUGUCGGUGUAAAAGGCGUAAAAUGUAGACAGCUGUAUCUCAUAUUAAAUCAGUAGCGCUAUCAAAAAUCAUUAAGAGCCAAUUAUAUGACCUGUAGACAAUACUGGCAUUUGUACUUUCGUCGGAAAUGCCGAACCCUGGAAGUGUGAUGCCAUACGAGAACUUCCGGGUCAAUGAUUGGAUGCUGACGAAAGAUGAUCUUCUUAUCGCUCGGAUCGAGUGGACAAAACGCGCAAGUCAAAACCGUCCGACGGACCAGAUUAUGACGCGGACAAGAUUCGCCGCUACACCAGAAUCCCAUCUCUCCACCUAAGUGAAGAAGGCAAUGGAUAACAACUGCCAUGUAUUCUCGGGAUUCUCUUAAAAUGUAAUGCUUGAUACUAGUGCCCCGUCUUACAAAGAGUUACGAUUGAUCCAAUCAAUCGUAACUCUAUGGAAAUCCAUCAGUGUCAUAA